AUGUUGCUGAACGAAAGUCUAUACGAAGCUAAUUACCUGCUGUGGGAGAUCCACAAGGAAUUCCAGGACCUUGGAGGACGAACUAUCAAGAUCCAAUGGGUACCAAGCCACAAUGGUAUCAAAGGCAACGAGACAGCGGACCAACUUGCCGUGACCAAAACACAAGAAAAACAAACAUGCUACCAUGGAAUAACAGUAGGAGACGCCUUAAGACUCAGCAGCACAGAAAUAUGGGAGAAUUGGACCAGGAAGUACAAAGCAACAUCGAAGGAGAAAGGGAAAUGGCACUACCAGCUCAUGGACCGGCCAAACAAGAAGAUAUGGAGCAAGGAUCUCAGGUUGCAGCCAGAUGAAGUGAAAGUCUUAAGCAGAAUAAGAAGCGGACACAGUCUGACCAAGGAAAGAAAAGCAAGCUGGGGAUGGGAACUGUACGAUACGUGUGAUUGGUGUGAAGUAACCGAAAACUUAAAGCACAUCCUAUACGACUGCCCUCGAUACAACCAAAGUAGAAGCAAAUACAUAGUACUGGACUACAUGAAACCGUUAGAAAUGAUCCUGACGGAAAGGUGCACAUCUAAGACGGACAACCAUUCAUCAAAAACCUACACCUUUAAAUUAAAGAAACAAAGCAAAUUACUGACUACCAGCGGCGAGAUGGACCAGCCAUGGUCUAAGCCUGUCUGA
This is a messenger RNA of Ochlerotatus camptorhynchus, 684 nucleotides long. RefSeq lists its product as uncharacterized. NCBI's taxonomy places the organism in Eukaryota, Metazoa, Arthropoda, Insecta, Diptera, Culicidae. Bases 1 to 684 code for a protein of 227 amino acids. Gene Ontology annotation, molecular function: RNA-DNA hybrid ribonuclease activity; nucleic acid binding. The transcript has a single exon. The record is from RefSeq and is a predicted model, not a curated record.